Molecule: messenger RNA, 1488 nt
Organism: Geodia barretti
Lineage: Eukaryota; Metazoa; Porifera; Demospongiae; Tetractinellida; Geodiidae
Source: the annotation of a GenBank genome assembly
AUGGUGACGUAUACGCUCGAUAUGAUGGCUUACGGUGGGAUGUAUGACCAGAUAGGCGGCGGUUUUCACCGGUAUUCUGUUGAUGCAAAGUGGCUAAUUCCGCAUUUUGAGAAGAUGCUUUACGACAACGCACAAUUGGCGAAAGUUUAUCUCCACGCCUAUCAGUUAACACAAGAACCUCGCUAUCGGCGUAUUGCUGAAGAGAUCUUCAGUUUCAUUUUCCGAGAGAUGACGGCACCUGAAGGUGGGUUUUACGCUGCUUUAGACGCUGAGACGGAUGCCGAAGAGGGGAAGUAUUACGUCUGGACUGCCGAUGAGAUUCAGAAAAUUCUCGGUAAGAAGAGUACCGCACGUUUCGCUGGUGUUUACGGCGUUGACAAGGGACCUAAUUUUGAAGGUAAAAGUGUUCUCUAUGUUCCUAAUGGAGCAGCGGCGGAGGAUGCGCUCAAGGAAGUAGAAUCUGCGCGGGAGAAACUUUUAACGGCACGCUUUGAUCGCGAAUACCCCUUGCUGGACACAAAAAUCAUUGUCAAUUGGAACGGCUUGAUGAUAGACGCGCUCGCUUAUGGCUAUCAGGUGCUUGGUGAGGAGCGAUAUCUUAUCGCUGCGUCAAAAGCUGCCCAGUUUAUUCUUGACACCCUGAAAAAACCGAAUGGUGAAUUGUGCCAUGUUUAUACUGCUGGUGUCGUAAAACAGGAUGUGUAUCUUGAUGACUACGCCUUUUUUGUCCGAGGGUUGCUUGGAUUGUAUCGGGCUACAAGAGAAGAGCAGUGGUUGAAUUCAGCGAAAAGACUGACUGAUGCGAUGAUUCAACUUUUUUGGGAUGACAAAGAUGGGGGCUUCUAUUACACGAAGGCGGAUGCAAAGCAUCUUAUUGUGCGGACCAAGAAACCUUAUGACUCCGCUAUUCCGUCUGGCAAUGCUGUCGCUGUCGCAAAUCUUUUGGCAUUUGGGACAGAUUAUCGAGGUUACGCUGAAGAAACCCUGCAGAGUUUCGCUAAGUCUAUGUCACAAAGCCCCUCGUCCUUCAUGUAUAUGCAUUUUGCUCUUAACCGCUAUCUAACCGCAGGAGAAGAAGUUGGUGCGGCAACGCCAUCAAUUGUAAGCGCGACCGCUGAAGUUAAUGCCCAAAACAAAGGAAUAUACGAUGUGAUGCUUCAACUCAAUAUUGCUGACGGGUGGCACAUUAACGCAAACCCCGCGGGGCAAGACAACUUGAUUCCGACAACGAUUACAGUGGACACAGAUACCCCGUUAGAAAUUGUCGAUGUAGCGUAUCCGAAAGGGAGAUCGGCGCGUUUUGAAUUUAGUAGCGAAUCCUUGAAUGUUUAUGAAGAAAGUCUCACGAUUCCGUUGCAGUUAAAACAGAAGCCGAAUACGAAGCACGACAAAAACGUCGCAAUUAUCCUAAAACUCACCUAUCAACUCUGUAAUGAAACUGAAUGUUUGUUGCCACAGACAUUGGAUAUUCCGUUAGAGGUGCCGUAG